AGAGGAACUGUUGCUCUUGUAAAUUCUUACAAACAUUCUACGUGGUAGUGCAUAUACUGGGAGAAGUAGAAAGAUUAAUUAUUGUUUUGAUUAGUUGUCAGGAUAGAAAAAACUUAACGUUAAAACAUUUUUUUUUAUGUAAUGGCUUUGGACGCCUCUGGCUAUUAUCCUAAAAAGGCAAUUGAUUAAGUUACUUUCCUUGAUGUGCUAUGAGUGCAAGGCUCAGCACCAUUUUUAUCCAAUGAAACCAAAAAGGCAUAUUUAUACAAUAAAAGCAAAUAUGGAAUUCAAGAUGGCUAUGGAUUAUGAUCGAAAUCAAUUUAUCUUUUAUAAGUAAAUAAAAUAAAUAAGUGUUUAUAAUUUCCUGCAAUAAUUCAACUAAAGUAGAAAAUGGUCUGGUGGGUACAUAAAUACAAACAAAAUCAUUGCAAAUUCGGAGUAUAUUUCGGAUUGGACGUUGCAGUCGAUCGAAUUGUCCAAACAAUUAAUAUCAUGUUUGAUUGCCUACCUCUUGUUGCAGAUAACAAUUUUUAUGACACUUAUGACAUCCAAGCUCUUUUAACAACUGGUGUUAAUAUAUUUAACAUUGACCGGACUGUACAUGAUGGUUAUUUCUAUGAAAAAGUCAAGGGAAUAAUUAAAAAUACUAAUGAAAUAUGCGAAUGUUAUCCGUCAUCAUAUUAUAGACCAAUUGGUUUGUCUGUUACGAUGUCAGUAUUGGAACCUGUGGAUAUUGAUAAUGAGGUUGACAUUCUAAUUCUAAAGAACGUAAUGAAGAAAGAACAAUUCCUUGAAUUCAGGAAGCAAAAUAAAAAUUCCGCAUCGAUGCCAAUUUUGCUCAUGCUAGCGAAAUUCAACGUUGAGGAUACUAAUGAAUUAAUUAAGAUUUCAGAUGGCAUAAUUUUGGAUAUGAUUACUAUUAAUUUUAUUGAUGAAGUAUGCGAUAAUGUAACUGAACAAUGUAAAAAGGCGGGAAAACCAGUCAUAUAUUUAAUGCCAAAAUUAGCGGAGGAAUACUACGAACCAUAUGCUGCUGACCGUCAAAUAUUAACAACAGCGACACAGUUAGUUGACAAAGGUGUAGAUGGAGUAAUGUUAGUCGAUAGUAAUGAAUUAACUAAACCGCCUACAGAGAUAGUUUUGUCACUAGUAAAAGGGAUAUGGAUUGCUGAAAACGAUGUGCAAGUGGAUGAAGUCUAUUAUAAACAGAGUUUUGAGAUGGACAUACCAGUUCUGCCACCACUAUCAACAGCCAUGGCCGCUUCGUUAGGAGCGUUGAAGGUUGGUGCAAAAGCGAUAUUAAUAAUGACUGUGUCGGGUAAAUCAGCGCGCGUGAUGUCAUUCGCUGCACCACCAUGCACUGUGCUAGCCAUCACUACUAGAAAGGAGACUGCAAGACGAUUGCAUUUGUAUCGUAAAGUGGUGCCUUUGUUUUACGAUAAAGGUCGCGCGCAAAACUGGCAUCAAGAGUGGAGGAAUCGUGUAGAUUUUGGCACCGAUUUCGGCCUGAAGACCGGCCUGUUCUGUACUGGAGCCAAAUUAGUGGUGCUCGCACCGUCAGAAGAAAGCACCGGUUAUUGUGACGGCUUCCAAAUCGUUGCCGUGCCUUUUAUAUGCAACGAGUGAAUUGUCUUAGUUUCGUGUUCAUGCGGUGGAAUUAUAGGUUAUGUUGUUUGUUAUAGAGUUUUAUUUGUAUUACUAAUUACUGUAUCAUAUAAUAGUUAAAAUAAUAUAAUAAAAAUAUUAGCCCUGUA
This is a messenger RNA of Manduca sexta (tobacco hornworm), 1754 nucleotides long. RefSeq names its product pyruvate kinase. Gene Ontology annotation, molecular function: pyruvate kinase activity; magnesium ion binding; potassium ion binding. Bases 391 to 1626 code for a protein of 411 amino acids. Gene Ontology annotation, cellular component: cytoplasm. Lineage: Eukaryota; Metazoa; Arthropoda; Insecta; Lepidoptera; Sphingidae. The record is from RefSeq and is a predicted model, not a curated record. Gene Ontology annotation, biological process: glycolytic process. The transcript has 8 exons.